Molecule: messenger RNA, 2757 nt
Organism: Tympanuchus pallidicinctus (lesser prairie-chicken)
Lineage: Eukaryota; Metazoa; Chordata; Aves; Galliformes; Phasianidae
Gene: CARS1
Product: cysteinyl-tRNA synthetase 1
Exons: 23
Coding region: 89-2581 (830 amino acids)
Biological process (GO): cysteinyl-tRNA aminoacylation
Cellular component (GO): cytoplasm
Molecular function (GO): cysteine-tRNA ligase activity; ATP binding
Source: RefSeq, a predicted model, not a curated record
GCGUAGCGCGGGCUGGGCGGGGCGAGGCGGGAGCCGCUUCCGGGCACGCUGUUGCAUCAGCUCGGCGGCGAGAGGUGGAGGCGGCAGGAUGGCAGCGGCCCCAGCCGAACAGGCUUCCAGCUACAGUUUUAUUCUGAGCAUUAGUGAAGAGGAAGCCAGGGUGAAGGCUUUGAACGAGUACCUGAGCACUCGUAGUUAUAUCCAGGGGUUCACAUUUUCACAUGCAGAUGUGGAGGUGUUCAGAAAGUUUUCGGGGCCACCUGUGGACCAGUAUUUCCAUGUUGUCCGGUGGUACAGACACAUAGAAGCAAUCUAUGAUGGCAGCAGUGAAAAAAAUGACCCUUGUAAACUUCAAACAAGUAAAGGCAAACGUAUGCAGCCUCCUUGGUCUCCUCCCGAAGGGACAAAACAUUCUAGACUCUGCCUCUACAACAGCCUGACUCGCAAUAAGGAAAUAUUUCAGCCGCAGAAUGGAAAAAAAGUCACGUGGUAUUGCUGUGGUCCAACAGUAUAUGAUGCUUCUCACAUGGGACAUGCCAGGUCAUACAUCUCAUUUGAUAUCCUGAGAAGAAUCUUAAGGGAUUAUUUUAAAUUUGAUGUUUUCUAUUGUAUGAAUAUUACGGAUAUUGAUGAUAAGAUCAUUAAGAGAACAAGACAAAAUUACCUUUUUGAACAGUAUAGGAAGAACACAUCAACACCAGCUCAGCUACUUGAAGAUGUUAAAACUGCCUCAGAGCUCUUUUCAGUUAAAUUAAGUGAGACAACAGACCCAGAUAAAAGGCAGAUGUUGGAAAAAAUUCAGAAUGCAGUGAAGUCUGCUUUUGACCCUCUACAAGAAGCUGUGCAAGCAAAACUCCCUGCAGAAGAGAUCAGCAGAUGUCAUGAGAUACUGUUGGAAGAAGCCAAAGAUUUACUGUCUGACUGGCUGGAUUCAAAAUUUGGCAGCCAAGUGACUGACAAUUCCAUAUUCUCAGAGCUCCCCAAAUUCUGGGAAGGGGAAUUUCAUAAAGACAUGGAAGCUCUCAACGUCUUACCUCCAGAUGUUUUAACGCGGGUUAGUGAAUAUGUGCCAGAAAUUGUGGCAUUUGUGAAAAAGAUUGUGGAUAAUGGUUACGGGUAUGUGUCCAAUGGAUCUGUAUACUUUGAUACUGUGAAGUUUGAUUCCAGUAAAAAACACUCCUAUGCUAAGUUGGUUCCUGAAGCUGUGGGUGAUCAGAAAGCUCUUCAAGAGGGUGAAGGUGAUCUGAGUAUCUCAGCUGAUCGCCUAUGUGAGAAGCAUUCUCCAAAUGAUUUUGCUUUGUGGAAAUCCUCCAAGCCAGGAGAGCCCUCAUGGGACUCUCCAUGGGGAAAGGGGCGGCCAGGUUGGCACAUUGAAUGUUCUGCAAUGGCUGGAUCCAUUCUGGGAGAGUCGAUGGACAUUCAUGGAGGAGGGUUUGAUCUCCGAUUUCCUCACCAUGACAAUGAGCUGGCACAGUCUGAGGCAUACUUUGAAAAUGAUAACUGGGUGCGAUAUUUUCUGCAUACUGGCCACUUAACAAUAGCAGGCUGUAAAAUGUCCAAAUCUUUGAAGAAUUUUAUCACUAUAAAAGAUGCACUGAAGAAACAUACAGCACGGCAGUUACGAUUGGCUUUCCUCAUGCACUCUUGGAAGGAUACACUGGAUUAUUCAAGUAAUACCAUGGAGUCAGCUAUUCAGUAUGAGAAGUUUAUGAAUGAGUUCUUUUUAAAUGUGAAGGAUAUUCUUCGAGCUCCCACUGAUGUGACAGGCCAGUUUCAGAAAUGGGAAAAUCAGGAAGCAGAGCUUAACAAAAAUUUUUAUGACAAGAAGGCAGCAAUUCAUGAAGCACUCUGUGACAAUGUUGACACUCGCUCUGUCUUAGAAGAAAUGCGUUCGUUAGUCAGUCAGUCCAACUCCUAUAUUGCUGCAAAGAAAUCUGCCAGACAAAUGCCAAACAGACUUCUUUUAGAAAACAUCAGUUGCUAUCUCACUCAAAUGCUAAAGAUUUUUGGUGCCGUAGAAAGCGAUGACGCAAUUGGUUUUCCUGUUGGAGGAAAUAGUCAAAACAUAAAUGUUGAAUCGACUGUGAUGCCAUACCUACAAGUUCUUUCUGAGUUUAGAGAAGGAGUGCGACAAAUUGCCAGAGAGAAAAAAGUAACUGAAGUGCUGCAGUUGAGCGAUGCUCUUCGAGAUGACAUCCUUCCUGAACUUGGCGUUCGAUUUGAAGAUCAUGAAGGACUUCCAACUGUGGUUAAACUAGUGGAUAAAGACACAUUAUUGAGAGAAAGAGAAGAAAAGAAAAAGAUUGAAGAAGAGAAAAAAAGGAAGAAAGAAGAAGCAGCCAGAAAAAAACAAGAGCAGGAAGCAGCAAAACUGGCAAAAAUGAAGAUUCCACCCCAUGAAAUGUUUAAAUCGGAACAUGACAAAUAUUCCAAGUUUGAUGAAAAUGGAUUUCCCACGCAUGAUACAGAAGGCAAAGAACUCAGCAAAGGACAAAUUAAGAAGCUAAAGAAACUUUAUGAGACCCAAGAAAAACUAUACAAGGAAUAUCUACAAAUGGUGCAGAAUGGAAGUGCAAAUUGACAACAACGGGACUUUGUUUUAGAAGGCAGGAGUUGCAUCACCAUUGAAGAAGUGAGCAUAUACUGAUGCUCGUAUUUCUGUUUACACUUUCUAUUAUGUGCAAAGUAAACAACCUGUUUAUGAAGACUAGCAAUGUCAUCUGGAAAGCCAAUAAAUAUCCAUUAAUUAAAAAAAAA